Molecule: messenger RNA, 1367 nt
Organism: Serinus canaria (Common canary)
Lineage: Eukaryota; Metazoa; Chordata; Aves; Passeriformes; Fringillidae
Gene: CCNDBP1
Product: cyclin D1 binding protein 1
Exons: 11
Coding region: 91-1098 (335 amino acids)
Biological process (GO): regulation of cell cycle
Cellular component (GO): nucleus
Source: RefSeq, a predicted model, not a curated record
CAGGGCCGUCUCUGUGGGGCGGGGCCGCUCCAGCCCCUCCGGGAGCGGACGUGACGCGCGUCUGGGCCGCUGCGGGGCCGCCCCGCAGCCAUGGAGGCGCGGGAGCCGCUGAGGGACGUACGCGGGGCGCUGCGGGCGGUGCUGGCGCGGCUGCGAGAGGGAGAGCCGAGCGAGGGCCGAGAGCCGUUCGAGCUGCCGCGCUUCUGGGACGCUCUAGGUCAGACAUUCCAAGUAGCAUCACAGGAAGCUACAAAGCUGAGUCUGGCAUUCUCAAGGCCUCCACUACCUUCUGCAGAGAACUGCCGGAAGCUGAGUGAGGAUGUCCAAAAUGCCAUUCUUGCAGUUGCCACAGUGUACUACUGGCUACCCAAGGGCCAAGGUACUACUCUUCGGAAGAUGGUUCGAGACGCUACCACUGAAGUAGUGGAAGGGAUGAUCCAGCUCACAGACACAAUUCUCAAUGCCCCAGUGGAGAGCUUGUCUCAGGAACAGCUGAUAUCAACUGGAGGUGUGUGGGAGGCCUGUGAGCAAGUGUCUAACCUGCCACGAGAUAACCAGGCAGCAGUUGUGUCGGCUCUGGCUGCAUCUCUAGGUGUGGUCAAGGAUGCUGUGGAGGAGAUGGAACAGGCACUGGUGGAAGGGCAGGAUCCCUAUGGGGACAUCAUGGAAGAUGAAGAGCUGGGCUUUCGGGGCAACAGGGACACAUAUUGGUCAGAGGCUGACAGGCAGCUGCUCAGCUCCUGCAUGGGACUGAUGAAGGCUUCUAAAGCUUGCCUGAAGAAGGUCUUGGCUGCAGCGAAGGCCAAUGGCAAAGCUGAUUCUCCAGAGCACAUUGCACAGCUGGAUGACCUGGCAGACAUUGCUAAUGAGAUCAGCCCAAGUGUGGAUGAGCUGGCACUGAGCAUGUACCCACCUGUGAACCCGUUGGCUGUGCGACUUAACGCUGCUAAAUUGGCCUCAGUAUUAACGAAAGUCUUAGAGAUUGCAAAGACAAGCCAUGUAUGUCCACCAUCAGAGGAAGGCUGGGUGCAGUUUCUAACUGGUGCAGUAGAUCACAACAUGAACAAAGUCAAGAACUUCACACAGGGUCAGCUUUAACUCUUCUGUGCUGCUGCCGCUGGCUCUGGCAUCUGCAUUUCCAGUGAACUUUGCUGUUCUUUGGCUGUUUGGAAAAUGAUGAGAACAAUGUAGGAGGGAACUUCACUGCUGCUUGGAAGAACUUCUCCAGAAGUUGCCCUUUGCCAUGGCAAAGGUGUCAUUUUGCUUGGAUUCUUGGGAUGAUGCAGUGCUGCUUCUGAACGUGCCCCAUUCUUUGGACAUUACAACUACUGUGGGGUUCAGAGAAAAAUAAAAUAUUGCUAGAUUUA